Pseudophryne corroboree (corroboree frog) is the source of this 1629-nucleotide messenger RNA. RefSeq lists its product as uncharacterized. Bases 106 to 1356 code for a protein of 416 amino acids. NCBI's taxonomy places the organism in Eukaryota, Metazoa, Chordata, Amphibia, Anura, Myobatrachidae. The transcript has 2 exons. The record is from RefSeq and is a predicted model, not a curated record.
AAUGGAGGACAGGAAGCAGUCACCCAGCAGGAAGUGACAUAGGCCGGAUGGUCGCCCCUCCCCCGGCUGGGAAGAAGCUGGCUCUGUCCCUGCACACUGCUCACCAUGAGCUUUGUCAGUAAGAGGAAGGCGCGCGCUGUCAUCGCCAUAGCCAUGGUGCACCACUGCCUGCAGAAGAGGAAGAAGAAGAAGAAGAAGAGGUCGUACUGGAGCAAGGACUGGCUGCAGAGCCGCGACACGGCGUCCCACAGCGCCCUCUUACCGGAGCUCAGGGAGAACAAUCCCGAUGACUUCAGGAACUACCUCAGGAUGUCGGACGCCGGCUUCAUCUCCCUGCUGCGGGCGGUGACCCCGCUCAUCCAGAAGCAGGACACCUGCAUGAGAAAGUCCAUCUCAGCGGAGCAGAGGCUGGUGGCCACGCUGCGCUUCCUGGCCACAGGCAGGUCCUUCGAGGACCUGAAGUUCUCUACAGCUAUUUCCCCACAGGCCCUGGGGGUCCUAAUACCAGAGACGUGCAAUGCCAUUGUGCAGGUGCUGAAAGGAGAGUACCUGAAGUUUCCUACAACUCCUGAAGAGUGGAAAGUGGUUGCCAAAGAGUUUGAUGACUUCUGGAACUUCCCAAACUGUGGAGGGGCAAUCGGCGGGAGGCAUGUGCGCAUCAACCCCCCUCCUCAUAGCGGCUCAUUCUACUACAACCACAAAGGGUUCUUCAGUAUUGUGCUCGUGGCCAUAGUCAACGCUGAAUAUGAGUUUCUCAUGAUUGAUGUUGGAAAAAACGGGAGGAUGUCGGAUGGUGGGGUUAUCGAGCAGACACAUUUCUAUCACAAGCUGAAGGAAAAAAUGUUGUAUCUUCCACCGACUAGCGAUACAAAAGAUGGACUUAACUUUGUGUUCGUGGCAGAUGAGUCCUUCUGCUUACAUGAACACUUACUGACGCCUUUCCCAGAGAAAGCUCUGACGGAAGAGAAGAAGAUCUUCAACUAUCGACUGUCGAGAGCAAGUCGCGUGGUGGAAAAUGCCUUUGGCCUCCUCUCGAGCCGGUUCAGGAUCUUCCACACCACCAUAAACUUAUCCCCAUAUAAGAUUGAACUGGUAGCUAUGGCGUGCUGCUUGCUCCAUAAUUUCCUGCGGCGGAGUAACAGUGCCGAGUAUUGUCCGGGAAGCAUGUUGGAGCGAGAGAACAUGGACGAUGGGUCAGUCAUCCCUGGCGAAUGGAGCUGUGGACCUCCGGGGCUGGUGCCGCUACAGCUGGUUCAACCACAAAAACUUCCUUGUGACGCAAAAAUCAGCAGGGACAAGUAUAUGGAGUUUUUCAGUGGCUCUGGUGCCGUGGCCUGGCAAGAUGCCAUGGUGUGAAGCAUCGGUAUACCAUAUCCGUGUUCCGCCUCAUGGCCUAGUAGCCUGGAUUCACAUUCGGGAAACACGUUGCUCUAUGUCUGAGCUUAUUUCAGCAUCAUAACAGUGAGCUCAGUACCGGUACAGAGUCUGUAGAAAUGUAUCUGUGACCAUUGUCAUGGUGGUGACCAUUCCUGCUACACCUGCCGGCACGCCUGUAUCGUACGCUGGGUGUUAUUUCCGUUACAGAGCUGUGUGAGAGAUGGACAUUCUCAAUAAAUUGUCUUUAUGUCA